UAUUCUUUCUACUAUUAUACAUUUAUUAACGAUAUCGUUAUCUUCUUAGAUAUAGCCGAGGAUUAUAUACGGUAUUUAAAGACUAUUUUCAAUCUAUUUCGCAAGAAGAAUAUUGCUAUCUCGCCUACUAAGUUAUAUAUCGGCUACCUAAAUGUAGAACUACUUGGCUUUCGUGUAGAUAGUCUUAGCCUUAUUAAUACGGAUUAG
Messenger RNA from Thermothelomyces thermophilus ATCC 42464, 207 nucleotides. RefSeq lists its product as uncharacterized. Lineage: Eukaryota; Fungi; Ascomycota; Sordariomycetes; Sordariales; Chaetomiaceae. The record is from RefSeq and is a predicted model, not a curated record. The transcript has a single exon. The annotation marks the transcript as partial.